Acanthoscelides obtectus is the source of this 1152-nucleotide messenger RNA. The record is from the annotation of a GenBank genome assembly. NCBI's taxonomy places the organism in Eukaryota, Metazoa, Arthropoda, Insecta, Coleoptera, Chrysomelidae.
AUGAAUGCCUUAGAGUUAUCUGCCCAACGGAUGAAUGCAGAAAUCAGUGGGAAUAGAAACAUAAAUGCGGCUCAGGUAAGUGAAAAUAAGGGAGAAAAUCGUGGUCAGGGUCAAUGGACUGAUAAUCGUGACGCGGGUAGACGGGUCUGGAAAAUUGGUGAUAGGAAUAGAAAUGUGAGGCAUGCAGAGAAUGGAAAUCAACCAGAGGUUUCCACAAUUUUUAACCGAGGAAAUUUUGGAGGAAGAGGAACCGGUUGUGAAACAGGAUCUGGUGUUGCUAGUGGCAAUGACGCUAUGAAACCAUCUAAACUGCAAGAUCAUCUGAGAAGAUGCCACCCUGAUAAAACAGAGAAAGAUUUGAAAUACUUUCAAACACUCAAAGAUAAAUUUCAGAAGAGACCUACACUGGACAGAAUGUUCGCUUCGACGUCACAAAGAAAUGAUGAUGGUUUGCGGACGUCUUACAAUAUAUCGUUACUUAUAGCAAAAUCCAGAAAACCGCAUACUAUCGGAGAGAAGUUAAUUUUGCCAGCUGUUGAAGAGAAGAGAUCUACACUGGACAGAAUGUUCGCUUCGACGUCACAAAGAAAUGAUGAUGGUUUGCGGGCGUCUUACAAUAUCUCGUUACUUAUAGCAAAAUCCGGAAAACCGCAUACUAUCGGAGAGAAGUUAAUUUUGCCAGCCGUUGAAGAGGUUUUAAAAACUGUUUUACACAAACCUGCAUCUGAUAUCAUUAAAAGAAUUCCCUUAAGCAACAAUACUGUUGAAAGACGUAUUGAUGAAAUGAGUUCUGAUAUUGAAAGCUUCUUAUGUAAUUAUUGGCAAAUGACCCAUUUCUCUAUCCAACUGGACGAGUCAACUUUACCUGAUAAUGCAGCAUUAUUAUUGGCAUAUUCACUAGGAGGAUGGACUGUAGCAACUCGUGCUCGUGUGAAAAAUGUGGACAAGAGUAAAAAUCAAGAAGAAGAGAGAAGGAAGACGGAGAGGGACACGGACUCUUCGAAGGGAACUCGUGAGGACGAUACUGUCGUGGAAGUGAACUCAGGUCACGACUAUGAUGAAUCUGGCGGGUCCUCAACAGAGCCCACUUGGUCACAAUUGCAGGCUAAACAUGGUGAAGUGGCAUUGGGCAAGACUCCUAAUGGACGAUAG